Molecule: messenger RNA, 1221 nt
Organism: Neopelma chrysocephalum (saffron-crested tyrant-manakin)
Lineage: Eukaryota; Metazoa; Chordata; Aves; Passeriformes; Pipridae
Product: keratin, type II cytoskeletal 8-like
Exons: 6
Coding region: 1-1221 (406 amino acids)
Biological process (GO): intermediate filament organization; keratinization
Cellular component (GO): keratin filament
Molecular function (GO): structural constituent of skin epidermis
Source: RefSeq, a predicted model, not a curated record
AUGAGCCGACAGUGCUACACCUCGGGCUCCAUCCUGGGCCGACGGGGCUUCUCCUCGGCCUCGGCCGUGUGCGGGCUGAGCCGCGGCAGCGCCGGCUCGGCCUCGGCGUGCCAGCCCGCGGGCCGGCGCUGCGGCCUGGGCGGCUUCAGCAGCCGCAGCGUCUGCGACCUGGGCCGGGGGCAGCGCAUCUCCUUCGGGGGCAGCUGCCGCGGGGGGGUCCUGGGCGCCGGCCCCGCCGUCGGGCGCUGCGGCGUCGCCUUCGGCCCCCCGGGCCGCUUCGGCGUGGGCGCCGUCGUGGGCUUCGGCGGCUGCGGCGGCGGCUUCGGCGGCCUGGGCGGCUACCGCGGGCUGGGCGACGGCGUGGCCGUGGGCGGCUACGGCGCGGGGCUCGGCGUGGGCCUGGGCGUGGGCGCGGGACGCUCCGAGGGCAUCCGCGGCGUCAGCAUCCACCCCGAGCUGCUGAAGCCCCUGUGCGUGGGCGUGGACCCCGAGGAGUGCCAAGUGAGGACCCACGAGAAGGAGCAGAUCAAGAACCUCAACAACCAGUUCGCCUGCUUCAUCGACAAGGUGAGGCUGCUGGAGCAGCAGAACAAGGUGCUGACCACCAAGUGGGAGCUGCUGCAGCAGUAUGUCCUGCCAGCCUCCCGCAGGAACCUGGAGCCCGUGUUCGAGAACUUCAUCUGCAACCUGAGGAAGCAGCUGGAAUGUGUGAUGGGGGAGAGGGAGAGGCUGGAGAACGAGGAGCGCUGCCUCCGAGACCUGGUCCAGGAGUUCAAGUGCAAGUACGAGGAUGAGAUCAACAAGCGCACGGCGGCCGAGAACGAGUUUGUGGUGCUCAAGAAGGACGUGGAUUGUCUGUACCUGACCAAGGAGGAGCUGGAGGUGAGGGUGGGGCUCCUGCGGCAGCAGCUGGAGUUCCUCAAGUGCAUCUACGCCGAGGAGAGAGCCCAGCUGGACUGCCAGCUCUGUGACACCUCGGUCAUCGUGCAAAUGGACAACAGCCGCGACCUGGACAUGGAGGGCAUCAUCAAGAGCGUGGAGUGCUGCUACGAGGAGAUCGCCCAGAAAAGCAAGGCUGAGGUGGAGGCUUUCUACCAGACCAGGGUGAGUGAAAUCCCUCCAGACACCGUUCCUGGGACCUCCCUCUGUCCUCCACCCACCCCACGCUGCCCGGCCCAAAGAGAGAAAAGAAACCCCCCUGUGUACAAAACUCUCACAUGA